CCUCCCAUGGCAUGGGUGUCAAUGCCAGCCUGCCCCUUGCUUCCCCAUCACACAGCAACUGGGAAGUUGUGACAGGAAAGUUUAUACAAGCAAUGAGCUGUACAGGGAAUGGAUUGACAGGCACAAAAACGUAAAGUUGGGGAAGAGAAAUCGCGGAAGUUCCUAGGUUCGGAGGCAGGCACAUUUCGAAAUGAACCGAAUUACUCGGUAGCGGUGCCACCUGGUUGCAAGAUGAGUACGCUGCAGUAUCUGGUCUGGGUCAGAACUUGGCGGCAGAGCCGAGUCAGCCUGGGAAUUGUGGAUUCGAAAACGAUUCCUCAGCAUGGCCUCCUCAACAACUCAACCGUGCACAAUAAUCCCCUGGACAACGCUGUACCCCGAGACAUGGCUCCUAACAUUGUCAAUGAUGACUACAAGGGUAGCAGACCUGAAAAGCACAAGAAGGGUUCUGAUAAAGAUCCUCUGACAAUCAUCUUAUCAAUGGUCGAGGAUGCUGUGGAUGACAUGUAUUAUGGAUGCACUGUAAAAAUGAAGUACAAAGUAAAUAAUGAAUAUCUUACAAAUGAAACGAACCAGGAACUAUUUAAUAAAAGUUGGGUAAAGACAAAGGAAUGUCUAGAAAAUGUACAGAAACGAUUCAAAAAAGAGAAAGAAAAGUAUAAUGAUUUAGCAUUUGAAGAUGAUCACAAAAAAGCCAUCUGUGCUUAUACGGCUAAGGAACCCCAGAUAUAUGAUGCAUUCAACCAAGACGUCCGCACCCAAAAUAAUCAGUAUACAGCAACCUUCAAGUACCAUACUCUGCAUUUUUGGCUCACGGAUGCUAUCCGUCUUUUGAAAGAAAAUCAACAGCACUGUUAUAUCACUUAUAGAAGAACAAAGGACAUAUAUAUUGGUAGAGUUAACGACAAGAUGAGAUUUGGAUAUUUUGCAUCCAGCUCCCUGGAUAAGAAUAGUAAUGACAAAUUUGGAGAAGAGUCCUGCUUUGAAAUAUUUACAUGUUUUGGCGCAUACCUAAAAUCCUACCCUGGUUUGGGGAACAGUCAAAAAGAGGUGUUGAUUCCACCCUACGAAGUCUUCAAAAUUACUGCUGUGAGUAAGAAAGAAAAGAAAAAUAAAGAUAAUAGCCUUUGGUGCAAUACUGUGUACAAACUAGAGAGUCAUGGAUGUCAAAGUAACCUGAACUGCAACAUGGUCCCUGAUUAAGCAGAGAAUACUCAGCCAUGACAAGCCAAUCAAAUAUUAAGAAAAUGUAAUCUAUAAAGUGGAUUUAAUUCAACCAGAUAGGCUGUUCAUGCUUCUUAAAAUAACAAAAUGGCAUAAUAAC
Molecule: messenger RNA, 1324 nt
Organism: Esox lucius (northern pike)
Lineage: Eukaryota; Metazoa; Chordata; Actinopteri; Esociformes; Esocidae
Product: ecto-ADP-ribosyltransferase 4-like
Exons: 4
Coding region: 232-1203 (323 amino acids)
Molecular function (GO): NAD+ poly-ADP-ribosyltransferase activity; NAD+-protein-arginine ADP-ribosyltransferase activity
Source: RefSeq, a predicted model, not a curated record